GACGCCUUACCUUCCAGCCGAGUCUCGAAUAAGUUCAUAUAGGCUAAUGACAACGACAUGAGGUGGUUACAACUUCUCGCGUUGGUAACCCUGUGCGCCACAGUAACCUAUGCUCAGAACAAUCCUUUGUUGGGGAUUCUGAACCAGCUUGGGGGAAGUGGAGCUAAGGGCAAAGGAAAAGUUGGAGCCAAGGGAAAGGGAUGUGGAGCCAAAGGCAAAGCGCCUUGCCCAACACCUGCGCCUGAAACAGAGUAUGAUAUCCUGAAAAGGACCAUCGAUAGUAUGGGGAGGCAAUUGAUGUUACAGCAGCUAUUCGUCGAGGAGCGCAUCCGAGGCGACGGUGACUCUGGACUCAAACAAAUGAGGAACACCCAGAGUGGGUCUAAAUCGUAUUUUUCACCUUCAAUUGCUGCCGAGUCCCUCUUCGGCAUGCAUGAUCACCCAGAGAAGAAAAGCGUCGUUGGUUUGGAUGAUUUCGUUGCUGUAAUCAAUGGCGUUGAGUUCAAGACAAGCCACAACGACUACGCUGUGCGCAUGCCCAGUAGAACCACCAAAGACCUCCAUGCAGUUGAAGACAUUCCUCUUCCAGACGUUCCUUUUAGAGUUAUGAACAAGAACACCACACAGGAACAGAUCACUGAGAUGAAGGAAUGGUUUAAGGCUUGGAAAAACCAAGUUCCCCAAGGUGAAAGGGCAUGGAAGAAGUUUUUCAAACCUGUCCUUUGUUACCUUGAAGGUGCAUGGACUAGGAUCGACCCUGAGACUAUUGAAGAAUUUGAUGAACUCCUUGAAGAGCAGUACAUGAGCAAGUUUACGUCAUACUCAGGCAGAGACGCUGGGGGAGACACCCACCCAUAUCGCCCUGUUAAAAUCAUGAACAUCAUCGACCGUACGCCCAUCUUUGGCCAAUGGAACUACAGAACUGCAUGCCAUCCAAUUAAAGCCGAUAUUCAUCCUGACUUUUUCCGUCCAAUUGAUGACCUCGCCACUCGAGUAGUAAAUGAUGCUGAUUACAAGUCUUAUGGUGAUUCACCCGCCGCUCGGUUCCAGCUUAAUAUUAGACCAAGUGCUAAUUGGCCACAGGAGCGGUUCUACAAAGAAAACCUUCUUGAUGAAAUAUUCAAAGAGAUACCAGGAAAGGACAACUACCAAGGUAAACUUACAGAUGAUGCCUUUGGUCUACCUGUACAUGGCUUGGCUCCAAUGAGUCCAGCCAUCAACAGCGCCUACUACCACAGAGCAUUCCGUGUUGAGAAAAGAGACGCCAUGGGGACGCAAGUGCGGCACAGAGGAUACGCGGACGCAUCCCUCUAUAUGGCGCAGACUUCACAACCUGACGUCCUUGGAAUGAAUGUGAGAGAUUGCAAGAAGGUGAGAGUCAAAGAUUUCCUUGGUAGAAUGAGAAGAGUUGAGCAAUGUACGGACUACAGUCAGAAAUGGUCGUAUGCCAUUCCUCUAGAGAUCAUCUUCCUAACUCCAUUAUCAAAGUGGAACCCCUAUAACCUAAAGUAUCAGGGUGAUGCUACAACUCCCAUGGGAAGGACCGCAAGUGAAGGUCGAACGGGAGGUUUUUCCAAAGAUACAGCGUACAACGGAACCAAUAGCGACUUGUAUUUCCUUACACCAAGCGAGUUUUACAACAGUGACGACGGUAAUGCAGCACCUUCAGACAGAAAUGUAGGAGUGCUGGAUAGCGAUGGAUUGGUUAGAUCGUUGGCGGCUUCAGGUAUUCGCACGACAUUCACAGUCCCAGACGUCGGAACAUUUAGGACGAGGUUCCCCAUCAUGCCCCUCCAUCACGAAGGAAACGCAGCUUCCAAGGAACUUGAUGCGCUGAAAGAUAUCGUCAUGGAAAAUGGUCGCUACAUGGAUCUGAUGAGGGACGCUAAAACUCUAACACCUGAAGAGAAAAAGAUUCGUGCUAGGAUUGAACGACAGAAGAAAAGGCAGGAAGAAAUCAGGAAGGCAAAGGAAGCAUUGAAAGAGGAAUUGGAGAAAGAACUGGCAAAGCAUAUAGGGAAUGAGCUAGAAAAUGCUAUCAUUGGAGAAGAAACUGGAAUGUAAAUCGAUUUUAAUAGAAUAUGCACCUUAAAAUAUAAUUAUAUAUUGAAAUACCA
Messenger RNA from Owenia fusiformis, 2117 nucleotides. The record is from the annotation of a GenBank genome assembly. Lineage: Eukaryota; Metazoa; Annelida; Polychaeta; Sabellida; Oweniidae.